Mesocricetus auratus (golden hamster) is the source of this 1781-nucleotide messenger RNA. RefSeq names its product charged multivesicular body protein 1B (gene Chmp1b). NCBI's taxonomy places the organism in Eukaryota, Metazoa, Chordata, Mammalia, Rodentia, Cricetidae. The transcript has a single exon. Gene Ontology annotation, biological process: protein transport; endosome transport via multivesicular body sorting pathway; late endosome to vacuole transport. The coding region runs from base 123 to 722 and encodes 199 amino acids. The record is from RefSeq and is a predicted model, not a curated record. Gene Ontology annotation, cellular component: multivesicular body; ESCRT III complex.
CGCCGCUCGCCGUAGAUACAGGAAGUGGGACCAAAACAAAGGAGCGCCGGCUGGGAGCGGACCUACCUGCGCUGGUGUCCCUGCAGCUUUGCCCGGGCCCACUCCACGGAAGCCGCACGACCAUGUCCAACAUGGAGAAACACCUAUUCAGCCUGAAGUUCGCGGCCAAGGAACUGAACAGGAGCGCCAAAAAAUGCGACAAGGAGGAAAAGGCCGAAAAGGCCAAAAUUAAAAAGGCCAUUCAGAAGGGCAACAUGGAAGUUGCAAGGAUACACGCCGAAAAUGCCAUCCGCCAGAAGAACCAAGCAGUGAAUUUCUUGAGAAUGAGUGCGCGGGUGGAUGCGGUGGCUGCCAGAGUCCAGACUGCGGUGACGAUGGGCAAAGUGACCAAGUCCAUGGCGGGUGUGGUUAAGUCGAUGGAUGCGACGUUGAAGACCAUGAAUCUGGAGAAGAUCUCCGCUUUGAUGGACAAGUUCGAGCACCAGUUUGAGACCCUGGACGUCCAGACGCAGCAGAUGGAAGACACGAUGAGCAGCACGACGACCCUGACCACUCCCCAGAGCCAAGUGGAUAUGCUACUCCAGGAAAUGGCAGACGAGGCGGGCCUCGACCUCAACAUGGAGCUGCCACAGGGCCAGACCGGUUCAGUAGGAACGAGCGUGGCUUCGGCUGAGCAGGAUGAACUGUCCCAGAGACUGGCCCGCCUUCGGGAUCAAGUCUGACUGCAGAACCAGCCCGCCCAAGGUUUCCUUUCGACGCGCUCUCUGUUUUUGAGAGAUGCCCUAGAAUUGUGCCAGAAUACCGAACAGUCUUCUUUCUAAAAACCUUUGGGUUUACAGCCUUCUCCAGAUAGUAUAUGAAAUUCCAGUUUUCCUCCACUUCUAACUGGAUUUUAAAGUUCUUUUUAGCUUAUGAUGAUGUGUAUUUUUUAUAGCUGCCUUUUAACAGAACAGGUUGAUUUGUUCUCUAUGAAUCUAGAAAAAUCGGCAGAACUCUAGCCCUCAUGUAUUCCGUUUUCACUUAGAAUUAUCAGAUUGAAGUUUAUUUUUAGUGUGGUUAAUGAUACAUAGUGACAAGUGGUGCAAAAAAUUAAAUGAGGAGGAAUGGGUACUUAGUUUAUUUACAAAUCUGUAAACACUUUGUUCGAUUUAUUUGGUGGAAAAUACUCUUUCUGUAUAUCAUUUGGUUUUCUUUGCUUUUGCUAUCAAAGAAAGACUAACUGAUGAUUAAUUUAUUCUCAUAACUUAUACUAGAACCUUAGAAGAUUUUUGCAAAAUAUGCAUUUUACAUUCUGUUCAUGGAAUAAUGUGGUUUGUAUAACUGGGGGAAAAUGCCACAUACUUUAUUAUCAAGAAAAAUUAAAUUUGUUCAUUUAUAUUCUAUCGAGAUUUCUUAAGACUUAACAUUUAAUAAUUUCUAAUUGUGUUUUUUUGUUGUUGUUGGUUUGGUUUGGUUUGGUUUUACGAGACAGGGUUUCUCUGUAUUGUUUUGGAGGCUGUCGGUCCAGCCCGGCCUCGAACUCACAGAGAUCUGCCUGCCUCUGCUUCCUGAGUGCUGGGAUUAAAGGCAUGUGCCACCACCACCCGGCUCUUAGUUGUUUCCUAAUGAAAGUCAACCCUCUAUUGACUGCUGAUCAAAAUAAUGUUCAUCAACAUGGCAGUCCUAUUACAUGCCUAACAUUGCCAAUGAACUGCUGAUUUGGUCCUGAUAAAUCCUGGGACUGUUGUUAUAGGUUUUGUUUUUAUUUGAUAACCAAAAAUAUAAAUAAAAUUAGAACAGUA